Molecule: messenger RNA, 1733 nt
Organism: Linum tenue
Lineage: Eukaryota; Viridiplantae; Streptophyta; Magnoliopsida; Malpighiales; Linaceae
Source: the annotation of a GenBank genome assembly
CACUUACGUGCAAAAGAAGGAAAACGAAUCUCUUCCUCACUGUCUCUCGCUCGCCCGGACGACUUUCCUUUAUAUAGAUACAUCGGGACUUGGAUCAAAAUCGACAUUUCUUUACACAGAAGGCCCAAAUUACAGAGCUGUAUGCGCAUCUAGCAACCAUGGCGAAGGCACCUCAAGUCAUCACUUGCAAAGCGGCGGUGUGUUGGGGCGUGGGAGGGCCGGUGAAGAUAGAAGAGGUGGAGGUGGAGCCGCCGAGACCGUCAGAAAUCCGAGUGAAGAUGCUCUGCGCCAGCAUUUGCCGCACCGACAUCUUGUGCAUCAACGGCUUCCCAACUGGACUUUACCCUAGAGUGCUGGGCCAUGAAGGUGUUGGAGAGUUAAAAAAAAACAGUGUGGUAGAGAGCUUGGGAGAAGAAGUGAAAGAUCUGCAAGUCGGAGACACGGUGAUCCCUACGACGCUGGGGGAGUGCGGGGAAUGCGGGAGCUGCGAGUCGGGUCGGACCAACUUCUGCCAGAAGUACCCGAUCGGAGCCACGGGUCUGAUGCCGGACGGGACCUCCCGGUUCACCGUCCGGGAAGGGAACAAGAGGACUCCGGCGUACCAGUUCCUCUCCUGCGCCACGUGGUGCGAGUACAUGGUGGUCGACGCCAACUACGCCGUGAAAAUCGACGCAGGCUCCAUCCCUCCGCCGCAGGCCUCCAUCAUCUCCUGCGCCUUCACCAGCGGCUACGGCGCCACGUGGAAGGCCGCGCCGGUGACCGUUGGCUCGUCCGUCGCCGUUUUCGGCCUCGGCCCCGUCGGCCUCUCGGCGGUGCAAGGAGCGCGGAUGCAUGGAGCGGCGAAGAUAAUCGGGGUGGACAAGAACGAGAGGAGGAGGAAGAUAGCGAGCGAGUUGGGAGUGACUCAUUUCAUCAACUCGGAAGGUCUGGAGAAGCCGGUGUCGGAGGUGGUGAAGGAGCUCACCGACGGGAAAGGAGUGGAUGCUUGCUUCGAGUGCUCCGGCUACGCGCCUUUCAUGAAUCAAGCCAUGAAAGCUGUGGUACAGGGGAAAGGGAAGGCAGUGGUACUAGGAGCAGGGAAGUACGACAGUAUUCAGCUUGACUUCGUUGACCUUCUGUUCGGCGGAAGCAUAACGGGCUCCAUUUUCGGCGGAGUUAAGAUCAAGUCCGACCUCCCCCAUCUCCUGCACAAAUGCCAAAAUAAGGAAUUCGAGAUUGAUGCACUGUUGACUCACGAAGUGCCACUGUGCGACAUAAACAAAGCGUUCGAGAUGAUGAAGGAACCGGAUUGCAUCAAGGUUGUGGUCAAGAUCAGUUAGCUAUGGCUAGAUUGCAUGCAGUCCGCAUACUAGAAAUAAAGAAGUAAUUUAUGAAUCGAUCGAGUAAAUAAGUACGGGUUUAGCAGGGGUACGAUCGAAUUAUGUCAUUAGUGUUAAACAAUGUUACGGCCUAGCAGCUGCUGUUGAAGUCGAGUAUCAAACCCGGGGAUGGAGCUAAAGACGCAGUGGUGAUAAAGUUUGAACUAUCAUAGUAUGUGUUGCUUUUCUGAGUGUUGUGUAAACUUAUAACAAUAAUUUGGCGUUUGUUAAUUUAAUGGUAAUGGAUUAUUAAAAAAAAAAUAAUUAAUAGCAAUGGUCAAAGGGACUCCAUCCUUUGGUGUUUGUUUCGGGACGGGGAAAAGGAGAGGUUAAAGAAUUGCAACGGCAAACCAUUAUAUAAAAAAAAAGAGUUGC